Tetrahymena thermophila SB210 is the source of this 1074-nucleotide messenger RNA. RefSeq lists its product as hypothetical. The record is from RefSeq and is a predicted model, not a curated record. NCBI's taxonomy places the organism in Eukaryota, Ciliophora, Oligohymenophorea, Hymenostomatida, Tetrahymenidae. The transcript is spliced from 4 exons.
AUGUACCCUGUUAUUGAUCCAAACAUAAAAAAUAAUGCAACAAAAUUACCUUAUUAUCCUCAAAAUGGCGUCAUUCACUACUUUGAUUUGAAUAGUAGUAAUAAAAAUGGUACAUAAAACAUUACUUGUUUUAAUAGAUAAAAUGAUAAAAGUUGGUCGAAAUCUUCAUGCUCAACAAGGAUCAAUGUAUAAAAAAAAUAAGCAUAAUGUAUAUGUAAUGACUUAACUCCUACAACAGUAAUAUAAGAUGUUAGUAGCCUCUUUGAAAACAAUAAAAAUAUUGAUACUGUAUUCAGCUCAAAAGGAGUAAAUUCAGAAUAUUUAUAUAGCAAUAUUCCGAAAUAAGUAAGUAGAAAAUCUAAAAUAUAUUCUGUCAGUCAAUAGAUUUAGUUUGAUAAAAUAAAGCCUAACUCCCCAACAGAUCAAGCAAAUAUUAAUUUUACAAUAAAAGAAGAAGACGAUGAAAAGGAAACCCCUAAAAAUAAUUUUUAGAAAAAUUUACCAAAUAAUAUUUCUACUAUUUAUAAAUUAGAAUUAAUAUAAAACAUUGAAAACAAAUAACAAACAAUAAAAAUGAAAAAAAUACCUAAAAUACAAGAUUAGGAGGAGAAUAAAUAAAAUAAAAAAUUUAUGAGCGAAGAAUUAAUGAGAAGCAUAAGUAACGGAGAACAAAUUAAAACUAUGACGGGCAUAUAGCUGAUUUAAAAUGCUGAAUAAAAUUUUAAUAAAGAGCAAUAAAAUGACUAAAAUCAGAACAAUAAAAAUAUAAAUAAUGAAGACUUUAGCCAUUCAGAUUUAUUUGAAAGUGAUGCAAAUAUAAGUUUAGGCAAAAAUAACCAGGAUAACAUGGAAUAUACGAAAUAUUUCAGCUAGACAACAAUUAGAUAAUCAGCAAAAAAUUUCAAACCCUCUAUUGCUUCACCAGGUUUAAUUAAUUUUUUAUCAACAAUUAGCCUAAACAAUUACAAUAAAGAUAGUAAUAGAGAAAAAUCAAAAUUGCAAUAGCCCUGUAAUUAAAAAAAGUAAAAAAUAUAGAAAGGAUAAUAAGUCAAAUACUUUGGUGAUUUAGAAUGA